Desarmillaria tabescens is the source of this 854-nucleotide messenger RNA. RefSeq lists its product as uncharacterized. Bases 86 to 700 code for a protein of 204 amino acids. The record is from RefSeq and is a predicted model, not a curated record. The transcript is spliced from 3 exons. Gene Ontology annotation, biological process: cellular response to biotic stimulus. Lineage: Eukaryota; Fungi; Basidiomycota; Agaricomycetes; Agaricales; Physalacriaceae.
UCUAUCGAAAUUUUACGCCCUCUCCUUGGUCUGCACGACUCGGGUAUCACCUCCCCAUCUGAAUUAACUUCACUUUCCUUCCACCAUGUCAUCAGUGAAGGUGCCGUCCUUUGCUGCCAUUAAAAAUGCGCUCCUUGUUGGCCUUGCUGAAGGCAACAGCUACUUCAGCAAUUACCAUCUCGCAGCCGUGGUGCUCCUUGAUCCCUAUAUCUUGAAAUCUUUCCUUUCCGUCGUCAGUCGCUGUGGAUUCAAGAUGUAUUUCUUCCUUCUUGUGUUAUCAGGCAUCCCAGCGCUCGUCGCUUACUGGGCCUUGGCUUCUAUGUAUGGUACACGCAAAAACCUGAAGGUUGCGCCGCUUCCUGGGAAGGACAUCGACGAGUACAUCGAAAUCAAGGAUGUGGAGCUUUUUAGGCUGUACAAGGGAAAGGACAAAAUUCACAUACAGGUCUUCCACGAUGCGUACUUUGACGGCAAGGCUGAAUUCAAGGGCGAUGUGUUGGAUAUUUUGGAACAACGUCACUCCUGGGCCAAGUUCACGUUUACUCCAGAGCUCUUCAAGCAUGUAUUUACGAAGCUGAUUCCCGACGUUAUCUCGCAUUCUCGGGAGCAGGACCAGGAUCAAGUACAAGACCAUUAUGACCGCGGUGACGAGUUUUACGGAUGGUAUAUCUCACCGCAUCUUGAUCUUUUGACAUCCUAAUGCACGUUCAUCUAGGUUCCUCGGACCCUAGCCUUAAGAGCAGCCAGCAAACCAAGUAGAUAGAAAAAUACAAAUACAUCUAUUUUGAGUCUUUCACUGACAUUGAGAUGGACGUAUAUAUAGAUUCAGGUCCACUACUCAUGAGACUGCGAUU